AUGAAGCUUACGCAACGCAAUUUUCUCUUCUGGCGUACCCAGCUGCUCCAUUUCUUGCGUAGCCAUGAUCUUGUCGGAUUCAUUGACGGGAGCCACCCCUGUCCGGCGGCCAUGAUUGCUUCCUCCGUCGGCGAAUCUAGUUCGGGAACCACCACAGUCGAGCCUACCCCGAAUCCACACAAGGCAUGGGUGCAACAGGAUCAGUCGAUCCUCUCCCUCCUAAUCUCCUCAAUGUCGGAUGAGGUGUUCCAUUUGGCGGUUGGCCGGAAUACGGCGGCAGAGGUGUGGAAGUCCAUCUCCACGGCACUCGGCUCCAAUACUCAGGCGAGAUGCCUGAAUUUGCUUGGUCAAUUCCAAGCGCUCCGGCAGGGCAACGCAUCUCCGGCGGACUACCACGGGCGUGCGGAGAUUCUAGUCGAAGCUCUUGCACAAGCCGGCUCACCACUCUCACUGGCCGAGCAGAACUUAUACGUUCUGCGCGGUCUACGCUCGGAGUACAGGUCAUAUGUUGCAUCGCUCACGGCCAACGCACCAGUUGGUCUGCCCACGCUCUCGGAUUAUCUGCAGGCGGCAGAUUUUAUCCUCGGCGAGGACUUUGCUCCUCCGGCAGAUGCAGGCAGUGGCAGCAACCACACUGCCAUGUACGCAGGUCGUGGGCGCGACAACGGGAAUUCGCAUGCAGAUGGUGGCCGUCGUGGUCGUAAUGGUGGCCGGAACAACAACCGUGGCGGACGCAAUGGUGGCCAGGGAUCUCCGAGAUGUCAGAUUUGUAGAUCCCAUGGCCACUAG
Molecule: messenger RNA, 789 nt
Organism: Ipomoea nil (Japanese morning glory)
Lineage: Eukaryota; Viridiplantae; Streptophyta; Magnoliopsida; Solanales; Convolvulaceae
Exons: 1
Coding region: 1-789 (262 amino acids)
Source: RefSeq, a predicted model, not a curated record